This is a messenger RNA of Hippoglossus stenolepis (Pacific halibut), 5701 nucleotides long. RefSeq names its product aggrecan core protein. NCBI's taxonomy places the organism in Eukaryota, Metazoa, Chordata, Actinopteri, Pleuronectiformes, Pleuronectidae. Gene Ontology annotation, biological process: cell adhesion. Gene Ontology annotation, molecular function: hyaluronic acid binding. The record is from RefSeq and is a predicted model, not a curated record. Bases 138 to 4631 code for a protein of 1497 amino acids. The transcript is spliced from 19 exons.
CUUCAGAGUGAGUUUUCUCCUCUGAGUCGAUCUCAGUCUCUUUCCUCCGCUCACAGUCCAACAUCCUGACUUUCAGAACCUGGAGCUCUGAACCAGGACACACACCAGAGCAAGAGACGAACUUCAACAGGUGAGAUAUGAAACUGUGGCCAGUUUUAAUGUGUUUGUGUCUGAGAGUCGUCUCAGGAACAUUUGACCACGAGUACGAGGAGCAAGGCCUCAUGGACCCGGAGGACGUUCUCAGUGUGCGUGUCCCUCUGGAGGGACCACAGCGCCCUCUACUGGGAGGAUCACUGGUGCUACCGUGUUACUUUCAGGACCACACAGUUCCAGACCCAGGAGCUCCCACCAUCACGCCGCUCUCCCAUCGCAUCAAGUGGAGCUUGGUCACUAAAGCAAAGGUCACGACCAUCCUGGUGGCGUUGGAGGGACGGGUGCGUAUCACACACAGUUACCUGGACAGAGUUCAUCUGCUGGAAUAUCCCAAAACACCAACUGACGCCAGCAUCCAGAUCUCUGAGCUGCGGUCCAGUGACUCAGGAGUGUAUCGCUGUGAGGUUCAGCACGGCAUCGAGGACGACCACGACAUCAUCCACCUGCAGGUUCAAGGCAUCGUGUUCCACUACCGAGGCAUCACGGGGCGCUACGCUCUGACGUUUGACACAGCGACGGCGGCGUGCUCACAGAACAGUGCCGUGGUGGCUUCACCUGAACAGCUCCAAGCUGCGUUCGAUGGCGGUUUCCACCAGUGUGACGCCGGCUGGCUCUCUGAUCACACAGUCAGGUACCCGAUCCACGACCCUCGUGUGCAGUGCUACGGGGACAAGGAGGAGCUGCCGGGGGUCCGGACGUACGGAGCGAGGGACCUGAACGAGACCUAUGACGUGUACUGUUUCUCAGAGAAGAUGACAGGCAGAGUUUUCCACACGGCCGCAGCAGAGAAGUUCAGCUUCUCUGAGGCUGUGGCGGCCUGCUCCAAUCAGGGAGCUCAGCUGGCCACCACAGGUCAGCUCUACCUGGCCUGGCAGGGGGGGAUGGACGUGUGUAACGCCGGCUGGCUGCGGGACCGGAGCGUUCGAUACCCCAUCAACAUCCGGCGGCCGCAGUGUGGAGGAGGUCUGCUGGGAGUGAGAACUGUUUACCUGCACGCUAACCAGACAGGAUACCCACGUCCUGAAGCUCGCUACGACUGCUUCUGCUACACCGAGUCUCCUGAGGACGAAGGCUCAGGCCUCAUAGAGGAGGGCAGUGGCGUUCUGGGCGUUACCACGGUGACGCAGGGCCCUGAGGUGUUCUUCAGGAGGACGACCACGGAGAGCGAAGCACUGGGAGAGCUGGAGACUCAGCAACCCACCGCUGUGGAUUUCACAGAAAGUCCCACAGAGCUGCCGCUGCCUCAGCCGCCCAACGUCACCGAGCUCAUCACUGACCUGAUAGAGUCCGUCACCGCCCGGCCCGGCGUCGGCAGAGAGCCCAGCCAAGGCUUUGUGAUGCCUCCUACUGGCGUGGUCUUCCAUUACCGCUCCGGCUCCGGUCGCUAUCGGUUCACCUUCGUUGAGGCUCAGCUGGCCUGUCGGAGCGUCGGAGCCUCCAUGGCCACAGCAGAGCAGCUGCAGGCAGCAUAUGAGGCCGGAUAUCACCAGUGUGAUGCAGGAUGGUUACUGGACCAGACUGUAAGGUAUCCCAUUGUUUUCCCUCGAGAAAAGUGCGCUGGAGAUCUGGGGGAUAAACCCGGAGUGCGGUCGUACGGUCUGAGGCCUGGAGAUGAGAGAUAUGAUGUUCACUGCUACGUUGAUGGGCUCAAAGGUGAGGUGUUCCAUGUGGGAUCUGCUGAGGGCUUCACCUUCGAUGAGGCUUCUUCCAGCUGUCGAGAGCAGAACGCCAUGUUGGCCUCCCCCGGAGAGCUCCACGCAGCCUGGAGAAUGGGUUUGGACAAGUGCCGUGCUGGCUGGCUGGUGGAUCUGAGCGUCCGCUAUCCCAUCAACAACCCUCGAGCCCAGUGUGGAGCAGGGGAAUCUGGAGUGCGCACCGUGUACGCUCGCCCCAACCAGACACACUUCCCUGAACACGCCAGAUUUGAUGCAUACUGUUUCAGAGCUGAUCUUCUACUGAUUGCAAAUGAAACUGGACUGAACAUCACAGAAAUCCAGGAGGCGCUUCUGAACCUGACGUCCAUCACUGAGUUGUUGAGGCCUGCUGUUCCCUCUAUCGCUCAUCCAAUCCCUGUGGAGUCAUCAGGCUCUGGUUCGGGUUCCGCAGACUUUGGUUCAGGGUCUGCAGUCGGUAGUGCCUCUGGGGGUCCCUCAGGAGAUCUCUCUGGUUCUGAAGGCAUCUCUGGUUCUGGAGACUUUUCUGGUUCUGGAGACCAGGUUACCUCUGGAGAUCUCUCUGGUUCAGGAGACUUUUCUGGUACUGGAGACCUCUCUGGUUCUGGAGACCAGGUUACCACAGGAGAUCUCUCUGGUUCUGGAGACCUCUCUGGUUCUGGAGACCAGGUUACCUCUGGAGAUCUCUCUGGUUCAGGAGACUUUUCUGGUACUGGAGACAUCUCUGGUUCUGGAGACCUCUCUGGUUCUGGAGACCAGGUUACCUCAGGAGAUCUCUCUGGUUCUGGAGACCUCUCUGGUUCUGGAGACCAGGUUACCUCUGGAGAUCUCUCUGGUUCAGGAGACUUUUCUGGAGACCAGGUUGUCUCUGGAGAUCUGGCUGGUAGCGGGAGUGCAGAGCUGCCCAGUGGAGUGUCUGGUCUUGGUAGUGCGGAUGCUUCUGGAUCAGGUCUUAGUGGAGGAGAAUCUGGGAUCGCUGUGGUUUUCUCAGGCUUUGACAGUUUUGGCUCUGGAGAGGGCUCAGUUUCAGGAGGAUUCCAAGAAGCUGGAGAGGGGAGCACAGGAAUUCUGAUGUUCCCUUCAUCUGAAGUGGGCUCUGGAGUGCUCAGUGGCAGCGGGGACCUGUCUGGAUCUGGUGCUGGAUUCGGGUUCAGCUCUGGGGAAAGUGAACAAUUCUCUGGCAUGCCAUCCGGUUUCAUCACCAGUCAGGACUUUUCUGGGUCCAGCAGUUUCCCAUCAGGAGUUUCCUCUGGAAGUGGACACUCAGGAGAGCUUUCAGGAAGUGGAGACGCUCACAUCUCACUGAUUGAUGGUGAAUUGAUUGAUGUGUCCACUCCGAUUACUCACAAGGAGCAUGAACUUGGUGGGGACCUGCUGGUGUUCAGUGGAUCUGGAGACAUUUCAGGUUCUGGGAUUCUCAGUGGCGAUCACAGCGGCUCUUCUUCAGGAAGUGACUCAGGGUUCUUCUCAGGCGUGACCUUGGUGGGGUCAGGGUUCACUGAGCUUUCAGUGUCAUCCUCUGGAGAGCAGGAGGCCUCUGGGUCUUUACUCUACAGCUCUGGACAGGGAAGUGGUGAACACUUGUCUGGGUUUGGUAGCUCAAGUUUCAUCUCUGGGUUCACUUCAGGAAUGCCUGGAUCAGGAAUGUCUGGAUCAGGAAUGUCUGGAUCAGGAUGGUCUGGAUCGAAGUCCUCUACCAGCGGAGAAGGCAGUGUCACAUUUGUGUCUGGAGAUUUCCUGACAGAAGUAUCUGGAGAUGCUCUGUCUCUGGAGCUGGGACAGGGGUCUGCAGUGUACAGUGGAGAAGGAAGCAGGAGCAGCAGCGGCGACGACACGUCCACAGUCAGCAGCAUUUCUUCAGGAGUUUCUUCUGGACUUUCUUCUGGACUUUCCUCUGGAGAUCUUCCACAGGCGCUGCUGCCCUCUACCUCGGGAUGGGGGUUAACAGAGAGCACAACAGGACCAGAGGAGGCUGAAGUAUCACAGACUCACGAUGAAGUUCACGUGACCCAUGGUCCUGCACUCGCCCCCGCAGGACUGGCUGCUCCUCCCACCGCAGAGACACAAGGCAUUGUGGGAAAAACAGCCACAGUGGAAGGUGACUUGAACCCGUGUGAUCCGAACCCCUGUGGUGACGCUGGGUGUUGGGUCGAGGGCGGAGCUGCUCUCUGCCGCAAUGAGCAGCAGUGUGAAGACGGGUGGACUAAGUUUCAGGGGAACUGUUACCUGCACCUCCCUGACAGAGAGACGUGGCUGGACGCAGAGCAUCGCUGCCGGGACCUGAACGCCCACCUGGUCAGCAUCAUCACGCCAGAGGAGCAGGGCUUUGUCAACUCAAACGCUCAGGACUAUCAGUGGAUCGGCCUGAAUGACAAGACGGUGGAAAAGGACUUCCGCUGGACAGACGGUUCUCCACUGCAAUUUGAGAACUGGAGGCCGAACCAGCCGGAUAAUUACUUCCACUCCGGAGAAGACUGUGUGGUGAUGAUCUGGCACGAGAGCGGCCAGUGGAACGACGUGCCCUGCAACUACCACCUGCCGUUCACCUGCAAGAAGGGUCCAGUGUCUUGUGGCGCCCCGCCGGAGGUGGACAACGCCCACAUGUUUGGUAACAGGAAGGAGGAGUAUCCUGUCAACUCCAUCAUCCGGUAUCAAUGCGACGCAGGAUUUACACAGCGCCACCCACCGGUGGUCCACUGUAAAGCAGACGGACAGUGGGAGGAGCCUCAGGUGGAAUGUACUGACGUGAAAGCCAGAAGAAGAACCCAGCGGAGGAGCAGGAGUCCGGCAGCCAAACUCCACUGAGGAGGGAAGAAGAAGAAAUGAUUGUUUUAAAAGAACAUUUCAGUGAAGAGGAUUUGAAGAGUAACAUUUCUGGAUGGUGCUGUUCUAUCCCCUGAUAAUAUAUUUCAUUAGAUACAUAAUUUUAUUGUUUUGGGUAUAUUUUCAUGGAGUGUGUUGUAAUAUAUUUGUGUUUGUUGAAAUCCUUUGUGUUAUAUGAGCUGUAGAUCUGUAUCACACAGAUUCAUGUUGGUGUAGAUCUGCUUUACGAUGUUGUUGUGUGUUUGUUUCCUGUUUUAACAGAUGAGAGCCGCUCCACAGUUUUUAUUUAACUUCAGUUCUCUGUAUCGUCUCUGAUGGUUUCACACUCAAGAUAUCAGGCCUCAUUUUGCUUCGGCAUGAAAGACGACUUCCACAGAGUGAAACCCUGCAGCUCAGGAAACACACGGAAACCAUCUGUUGCUCAGAGGUGAAUUAAUAAGCACAUUAGCUGGUGAGGACAUGAACACACCAGGAGAUUUACAUCCCAUAUCAAACCCUUUAUGGUAAAAUAUAUUGUUUGACAAUUUUCUCAAAAUUAUUCCUUUAAGCACAAGAACAAACCAAAGUCCAUAUUCUGCAUGUACAACCUGCAUUUUAGAUUUAAGUAUCUCAAACUAUAACUAGUUAUAUUAUAUUAUAUACAUUUUUCAGAGAUAUGAAUUAAGAUUUUAUUAUUUAUCCCAACAUGAGUGGAAACAGGAAAAAAACACAACUGGUGAUAUUCAAACAAAGAGAAACAAACCACACAAACUUCUGUGGUCGUAUAUUUAGUAAAGAAGGGGAUUUAAACACAGAGUUUUUAUUUAUUGGUUCCACUCAGUGACAGAGUCUCUGUUGGACUGAGCCCGUUUACAGGAGAGAUUCAGUCCUGGUGUGAGACGACAGCAGCAUCGGGGGGGUGAAGGUCUGUCAGCUCCAUAAUGCAGCAUUAAAGGGGACAUAGCAUGCCCAUUUUACCACAAGUUGAUAUGGUUCCUUGGGGUCUUAAUGAAAUGUCUGUAACAUACUUUGGUCAAAAUACCACAAGGAUCAUUUCAAACAGCUUUUUACCC